Molecule: messenger RNA, 603 nt
Organism: Microthlaspi erraticum
Lineage: Eukaryota; Viridiplantae; Streptophyta; Magnoliopsida; Brassicales; Brassicaceae
Source: the annotation of a GenBank genome assembly
AUGGUGUCUGAGAAAGAAGAUGAAGAGGAGACGAGCAAGGAGGCUCCCUCAAGCCUCAGUGAGACUGGACUGGAACAACUCAAGAAGUUGAUGAGGGAUGAGUUUGACCGGAGAGAGCAAAUCAAGGCAGGGAAGCGCAAAGAGCCAAGAGAUCCGAUCCAUAUAUCUGAAGAGGAGCGGAGAGAUGACCCUAUGGCCUCAAGAAGGAUGGCCGAUGAGCAAGCCAAUGCUUACUACAACAGUGGCCAUUCCUCUCAAGGCAAUCCGGAUUCCCCUUUCCAUGGCAACAACAAUCCUGAUGAGUACAUGGACUGGGAGAAGAAGUGUGAGUUCAACUUCAACUUACACAACAUAUCCAACAUCAACAGAGUCAAACUGGCGGUCUCUGAGUUCAAUGACUAUGCCCUAAGGUGGUGGGAACAAGUCGUGACCGCAAGAGAGAUUGGUGGAGCUCUUGAAGUCUCUACCUGGGAAGAGAUGAAAAGGAUCAUGAGGCAGAGGUUCAUUCCUAGCUAUUAUCAGAGAGAGCUACAUUCUAAGCUCAGGAGGCUCACUCAAGGAUCCAAAACUGUUGAGGAAUACUUCCAGGAGAUGGAGGUAUGA